AUGCCUUGGCUGACCACACAUUCCAGCUUCAUCGCCAAAGUCUCCAUUUGCGCCCUCUACGCCCGGGUGUUUGUUGACCCCAAGUUCCGCCGGAAAGUCCAAUUCGUCCUUUACUUCCUCACCUUUCACCUUGUUCUGUACACGUUCCUGGUUGCUCUGCAGUGUGUGCCAGUCCAAUCGGUGUGGGACCGAACCAUUGAGGGCCGUUGCCUCAACUUAUUCGCCAUCAGCUACACAGGCGCGGCGGGUACCAUUCUCGAAGACAUCCUGCUCAUCAUUAUGCCGAUCCCGGAGCUCAUGAAAUUGAAGCUGGGGCGGCAAAAGAAGUUCGCCCUGGGCUUCUUGUUCGCGGUGGGAUCUUUCGCGACCAUUGCUAGCAUGUUACGACUGAAAUACCUGGUUACGCUCAACAACUCCUCUGACCCUACUUGGGACAAUUUUGAAGCCAGCCUUUGGACUGGCAUCGAAUUGUGUGCUACCAUAACGGUUGCCACCUGGGAAUGA
This is a messenger RNA of Colletotrichum destructivum, 504 nucleotides long. RefSeq lists its product as uncharacterized. NCBI's taxonomy places the organism in Eukaryota, Fungi, Ascomycota, Sordariomycetes, Glomerellales, Glomerellaceae. Bases 1 to 504 code for a protein of 167 amino acids. The record is from RefSeq and is a predicted model, not a curated record. The transcript is spliced from 4 exons.